UGCCUGCCUGUGUUUGCACUGUAGAACAGAGAAGCGCGCAUGACAGCCAAGGACAAACUGGACAAACCUUUACUGCAGGCGAGAACAUCAGAGGAGCUGCUGGCGCGGAAGCCCAGAAAGCCGACGGCUGCCGAAUGCUGCGGAGGUGGCUGCGCCGUGUGUGUCAACGACAUUUACGCACAGGAACUGGCCAUCUGGGAAGACGAGUGCAUGCGAGAACUACAGUACGGUCCUGGAAACCGUGGAUCGCAACAGGGUCCAGCCAUAAGCCCUGACUACUACAAAUCAUUUGUGCUUCAGAACAUCAGGAAAAUGACUGAAUGCUGCUCAAAAUAUACCUUCGCAAUUGAUGACUUUGGAUGCCUUGGCUAUGGCGUUGGACAGCAUCUUAUAAUGAGAGCUUCUGUCGAUGGUGAAAUCGUAACUCGUCAGUACACUCCUGUUUCACAUCCAAGUGCCCGUGGCUUCUUCCAAGUAAUCAUCAAGGUCUAUCCCAAAGGAAAGAUGUCAAAGUACAUCAAGACACUGAAGGAAGGAUGUUCUGUGGAGUGGAGAGGUCCACUGGGAGGACUAGACUACAAGCCCAAUACGCACAAGCGCAUGUUGCUGCUUGCUGCUGGCACUGGGAUUGCCCCCAUGGUGCAAGUCUUGCGGCACAUCACAAGUAUGGAAGAAGACUACACCAUGGUUCGCUUGCUUUUUGGGACGGCAAAGUACAGAGACAUAUAUCUGAAGGAUGAGCUGGAUGAACUGAAACACUUCUGGAAUGUCAGCAUUCUGUACUGUCUCAGUGAUGAAGCAAAGGUUGAAGAUCUCAAGUACGGAGAUGAAGUUCACUGCAGAGAAAUCAAUGAAGAGCUUCUUGAAAUGGAGCUGUCAAAACACUGUACACCUCAUGUGCUUUUGUGUGGACCAAGUACAUUCAACAGCAGGUUUGUCAACUACCUUAAGAGGAGGACGGAUUCUGUGACAUGGCACGUUUUCUAAGGACAGUAGAUUUUAUAGUGCAAUAGUAUG
Rhipicephalus sanguineus (brown dog tick) is the source of this 1017-nucleotide messenger RNA. Its product is annotated as NADH-cytochrome b5 reductase-like. The transcript is spliced from 6 exons. NCBI's taxonomy places the organism in Eukaryota, Metazoa, Arthropoda, Arachnida, Ixodida, Ixodidae. Gene Ontology annotation, molecular function: oxidoreductase activity. The record is from RefSeq and is a predicted model, not a curated record. Bases 40 to 987 code for a protein of 315 amino acids.